CAUCAAAUCAUCACCACCACCACCACACAGACACAGACACAGACAAAGAAAACGAAUGUUGAGUGGAAGAGAAGAGAACGUUGUAGCGAGUUAACUAACUCAGUGAGUGACUCAGUGCUGCAAUGUGUGUGAGAUCUCUGUGAAUUUUGCUGUUGCUACUACAAUGGGGAGUGUUUCGUCUGAGGAAGGUUCUGACCGAUGUGGGAGCUACAGCUUGAGCGCUGACGUCAGCGAAUCCGAGAGCUGUAGCAGCUUCCGCCGUUUCGACGCCGAGGGGGCUUCCAGCUCCGCCAACCUCUCUCCGCCUCCGCUUGCCGCCUCUCACUUCAACUUCCCGCCGCCGCAGGUGAUGUUGCCGGUCAUCGGUGGCAAGGAUGUCGUCGUUUGGGAUCACAAGCGUGACCUUGACUUGUCAGAAGUGGAGAUGAUGAAGGAGAGGUUCGCUAAGCUGCUUCUAGGGGAAGACAUGUCUGGUGGGGGAAAAGGGGUCUGCACUGCGCUUGCUAUCUCGAAUGCAAUCACCAACCUCUCUGCAACUGUGUUUGGCGAGCUAUGGAGGUUGGAGCCACUGGCACCGCAGAAGAAAGCCAUGUGGAGAAGGGAAAUGGAAUGGCUUUUAUGUGUAAGUGACUCAAUUGUGGAGCUUGUGCCGUCGGUGCAGCAGUUUCCUGGGGGUGGAACCUAUGAAGUGAUGGCUACGCGUCCUCGUUCUGAUUUGUACAUCAAUCUCCCGGCUUUGAAGAAGCUUGAUGGGAUGCUGCUUAGCAUGCUGGAGGGUUUUCAUGAUACUCAGUUUUGGUAUGUUGAUAGGGGGAUUAUAUUGGGCGAUUCCAAGGAUUGUGAUGAGUAUGGUAGACCUUCGGUUCGGCAAGAGGAGAAAUGGUGGCUUCCAUCUCCUAAGCUUCCACCAAACGGCUUGUGCGAGGAUGAUAGGAAGAAGUUGCAGCAGUGCAGGGAUUGCACCAACCAGAUACUGAAGGCUGCCAUGGCAAUCAAUAGUUCUGUUCUUGCUGAAAUGGAGAUUCCUGGUGCCUAUGUAGAAUCGUUGCCAAAGAAUGGGAAAGCUUGUCUAGGGGAUAUAAUCUAUCGGUACAUAAGUGCUGACCAGUUCUCAUCAGAAUGUCUCCUUGAUUGCCUGGAUCUUUCAUCAGAGCACCACACUCUGGACAUAGUUAAUAGAAUUGAGGCUGCUGUGAAUGUAUGGAGACUGAAGGACCAUAAGAAACAUCUAAGUUCUGUGAAAGCCAGACGGUCUUGGAGUGGGAAGGUUAAGGGCCUUGUUGCUGAUGGGGAAAAGCACCAUUUUCUUUCCCAAAGGGCAGAGACACUUCUACAAAGCUUGAAACACCGAUUUCCAGGACUCCCUCAAACAGCACUAGAUAUGGCCAAGAUACAAUACAAUAAGGAUGUAGGGCAGGCUAUUCUUGAAAGUUAUUCAAGGGUGAUGGAGAGCUUGGCCUUCAACAUAAUGGCCAGGAUUGAUGAUGUCCUUUAUGCAGAUGAUACUGUAAAACGAUGUGCAGCUGCAGAUUCUAUCCCUCUGUUCAGCAGGGGCGGUUUUGGGGGUCUUCCCAUGCAGAAGCGAAUGUCUCCUAGCCCCUUCUCAAUUCAACACAGCCCAUAUGCCUCUCCAUUUGCAACCCCAUCAUUCUGCUCCUCCUCUCCUGUUUCCGGGAGCCCUUGCAGUCCGCGGAGGACACGUGCUGUGAAGAAGAAUGCUCAGGCAACGGAAUCAAAGACCGAAAAGUUGGCAGCUGCUGAUUUUGAGAGGGUAUGGUCAUAUACGGGAAACCUGAGUGCAAGAAGAGCAACUGGUGAUGCUCCAGAAAGGGACUGAAUUAUGCAUCCUGAGCUAGUCAUCAAUCAUCUUUAGAUGUCUUCUAAAUGCGGAUCAGGCUAAAGCCUCUGGUCCUGUUCCCUGUAUAUGCGGGUCUAAUUUUUGUAUAUUCGUAGGUAGCACGAGUAGGAUUAUGUUGAAAGAUUAUUAGCAUGUUUGGAUCAGUUUUUUUUCCUUCAGAAUCAAUUUUGGAAUCCAGAAGCUACUCACAUAAGCUUCUCUCCAAAAGAGAUUUUGGCUUUAGAAUCAAUUGUAGAAUAAUUCCAAACAUGCAUUAUGCCAAUGGAUCAUCAGUUAAAAACGUUUCCUCACUAGUAUAAAAGUCCACUUUUCUAUAGGUCA
Messenger RNA from Lotus japonicus, 2179 nucleotides. RefSeq names its product rop guanine nucleotide exchange factor 1. NCBI's taxonomy places the organism in Eukaryota, Viridiplantae, Streptophyta, Magnoliopsida, Fabales, Fabaceae. Gene Ontology annotation, molecular function: guanyl-nucleotide exchange factor activity. The coding region runs from base 164 to 1837 and encodes 557 amino acids. The record is from RefSeq and is a predicted model, not a curated record. The transcript is spliced from 5 exons.